AAUGGAAAUGACUUAUUUGGCCUCCACAAACAGUGAAGCCAAAGAACAAGAAAUAUUUCCCUCUUUGCUGCUGUGCGUGGCCUCAAUCUGAUGCUGGUUUCUGGACGAGCUACACCACCAUAACCAAUGUCUUCUUCUACCUUGACUCCCAAUCUUCUUCAAACCAUCUCCACUCAAUUUCACUCUCUUUCUCAUCAUCAAACACCCUCAACUUCUCGAAUUCUAUUCAAUCGCAAAUCAAAACACCCAAUUUCAUCAAAAUCACCUUCAAUUCUAACCCCAUAUGCAGCUCUUUCUGACCCUUUUGUGCUCCAAAUUGCAGAAACCUUUGAAGAUUCUCUCUCCUCUUCUUCUUCUUCUUCUUCAGCACCCUUACCUUUGCAAAAACUAAGGGAUUCUUCUUCUGAAACCCUCCUUUCUCUCUCAUGGCCUACUCGAAAAGAUGAACCCUAUCGAUUUACUGAUACUUCCUACAUUAAAUCCUCUGAAAUUCAACCUAUUACUAACCCACCUCAAGAAUCUGACUUUUCCAGCGUUUCUGAGGAUACCCAUUUGCCCAAUAUCACAAUAAUUGAUGGGUAUUUGGUGGAAACUCUAUCCGGGUUGUCGGGUUUACCCGAAGGUGUGUAUGUGGGUAGCUUGUCAAAGCUAUCUUCUGAGGGAAUUCUGAAAAGGUUAUCUGAAUUUGUGUCAAAUGUUGAAGGGGAUUUGUUUUGGUCUUUAAAUGGGGUUGGAGCUCCUGAUUUGAUUGUUGUUUAUGUGCCUGAAGGGUGCCGAGUUAAUGCCCCUUUGAAUUUAAGGUAUUGCUCCGUGAAAGGGAGUGAUGUCGGAUCGAAUACGUUGCCGGUUUCGAACCCGAGAGUAUUGAUGUUGGUAGAGAAGGGAGGAGAGGUGGGUAUAGUUGAGGAGUUUGUAGGUGGAGAUGGUAAUAAGUGUUAUUGGACUAAUUCUGUUCUUGAAGUGAUCAUUGGUGAAGGAGCAACAUUUAGCCAUUCUUAUGUACAAACACAAUCUUUGGGAGCUGCCCAUAUUAAGUGGACUUCCAUUAGGCAGGAAUCAGCUAGCACCUAUAAGCUUGUAGAAUUUAGCUCUGGUGGGAAACUGAGCCGACACAAUCUCCAUGUUCAGCAAGUUGGCCCAGAUACAGUUACAGAAUUGUCAACACUGCAUCUAUCUAUCAAUGAUCAGACGCAGGAUUUGCACAGCAGUCUGAUUUUGGACCAUCCACGCGGUUACACUAACCAACUUCACAAGUGCAUUGUGGGUCAUCCACGGGGACAAGCUGUAUUUGAUGGGAACGUAAGAGUUAAUAGAUAUGCUCAGCAAACAGAUGCUGGCCAACUGACAAGGAGUUUACUCCUUGUUCCUCAGGCAACAGUAAAUGUGAAACCCAAUCUCCAGAUAAUUGCAGAUGAUGUCAAGUGCUCUCAUGGAGCUGCUAUAAGUGACCUAGAAGAGGAUCAGCUCUUUUAUUUCCAGGCUCGGGGUAUUGACUUGGAGACUGCUAGAAAGGCGCUUAUUUACUCUUUUGGGGCUGAGGUAAUUGAUCGCAUUCCUUUUGCUUAUGUGAGGGAAAAGGCGAAGAGUCAUAUCGCCGAGUUACUUGUUCCCACAGUAAAAUCUAUUGCUUGAUGAAGCCAUAAACAGACGCAAAAAAAGUUUUCCGCAUCAUUCUAAUUUUGACAGUGUUUAUAUUCCUGAAUUCAAUUCCCUCCUUAUUUUUGUAAAAGGAUAGGUAAAUCAACUGCUUCAUAUGAUGAAAGUAUAGUUUCUCCAUAUGGUGUACACUUUUGUAAGUUUCACAUAUGAGCAAAAUAUGCUGUUGUAUUAUAGUGCCUGUUUUUAAAAA
This is a messenger RNA of Chenopodium quinoa (quinoa), 1849 nucleotides long. RefSeq names its product protein ABCI7, chloroplastic-like. The coding region runs from base 127 to 1632 and encodes 501 amino acids. The record is from RefSeq and is a predicted model, not a curated record. NCBI's taxonomy places the organism in Eukaryota, Viridiplantae, Streptophyta, Magnoliopsida, Caryophyllales, Amaranthaceae. The transcript is spliced from 3 exons. Gene Ontology annotation, biological process: iron-sulfur cluster assembly.